UGGAAAGCGUUACUAACAACGUUUGUUUUGACAUACAAUUGAUUGCGUCACCAAUUGAUGUCUACAUGCACCAGUUUCCCUUAGUGUCUACAAAUAAGGAAAUUUUUAUCACUCUAUCCCAUUAUUACUCCAAUAAUACACUAUCCAAGUAUACUAUUUCUUGUUUGAGAGAAAAACAAUCAUGAGUAGUUUGAGAUCUUAUAAUUCAAUGGUGAAUAUUUGGGUUAUUUUGGGUACAAUGUUGUUGUUUAUGGUGGCUAAAACUGAGUGCAAAAAAUGUGCAUUUAAGGCAAUAUUUAAUUUUGGAGAUUCAAAUACUGAUACUGGUGGUUUUUGGGCAGCUUUCCCAGCUCAAGCUCCUCCCCAUGGAAUGACUUAUUUCAAGAAACCUGUAGGAAGGGCAACUGAUGGAAGAGUCGUCGUUGAUUUUCUAGCUCAAGCAUUUAACUUGCCAUUUUUGAGUCCAUAUCUGAAAUCAAUUGGAUCUGAUUACAAAUAUGGUGUUAACUUCGCAACAUUAGCAUCCACGGUUCGUUUGCCACAAACUUCCUUAUUUGUAACUGGAGUUAGUCCUUUUUCUCUUGAGAUUCAGCUAAGACAGAUGCAAGAAUUUAAAGCUAAAGUCGAUGAACUUCCCCGUAAAGGGAAAACUAAUCUGCCUUCCCCAAACAUAUUUGGAAAAUCACUAUAUACUUUCUACAUUGGCCAAAAUGACUUCACCGGAAAUUUGGCAAGACUGGGAAUAAGUGGAGUGAAAGAGUUUCUACCUCAAGUGGUUUCCUUAAUUUCCAGCACCAUCAAGGAGAUAUAUGCAUUAGGUGGGAGAACAUUUUGGGUGCUAAAUUUAGCACCAAUUGGAUGUUACCCUGCGUUUCUGGUGGAACUGCCUCAUAACACUUCUGAUAUAGACCAGUUUGGUUGCAUGAUAUCAUACAAUAAUGCAGUGGUGGAUUAUAACAAUAUGCUUAAAGCAGCACUGGCACAAACCAGGAAGAAACUUGCUGAUGCAAAUGUUGUAUAUGUGGACACUCAUGCUGUGCUCUUGGAGCUGUUUCAACACCCCACCUCUCAUGGGCUAAAAUAUGGAACUAAAUCAUGUUGCGGAUAUGGAGAUGGUGCAUACAAUUUUAACCAGCAAGUGUUCUGUGGAAAUACCAAACAAGUAAAUGGAAAAAAUGUAACAGCAAAAGCCUGUGAGGACCCACAAAAUUAUGUAAGCUGGGAUGGCAUACAUGCCACAGAUGCAGCAAACAAGGUCACAGCAUAUGCCAUUCUCAAUGGUUCUUAUUUUGAUCCUCCUUUUCCACUUCACAAGUACUGUGAUAUUCAGCCUAUAGGUUGACACUGUUGUUUUAUUUCUUGUGUUUAGCAAUAAUAAUAAACCACCACUCAUGAGUACUCAUUACUAGCCAAAGGAAUGAAAAGUUUCUGGAUGCUUUCAUUAUUA
Messenger RNA from Capsicum annuum, 1447 nucleotides. Its product is annotated as GDSL esterase/lipase At4g01130. NCBI's taxonomy places the organism in Eukaryota, Viridiplantae, Streptophyta, Magnoliopsida, Solanales, Solanaceae. Bases 182 to 1342 code for a protein of 386 amino acids. Gene Ontology annotation, molecular function: hydrolase activity, acting on ester bonds. The transcript has 5 exons. The record is from RefSeq and is a predicted model, not a curated record.